Gossypium arboreum is the source of this 2663-nucleotide messenger RNA. Its product is annotated as toMV susceptible protein tm-1(GCR26). Gene Ontology annotation, molecular function: catalytic activity. The transcript has 9 exons. Lineage: Eukaryota; Viridiplantae; Streptophyta; Magnoliopsida; Malvales; Malvaceae. Bases 201 to 2459 code for a protein of 752 amino acids. The record is from RefSeq and is a predicted model, not a curated record.
GUGGAACCGAUCAAGUGAUGGUGUGUAAUGGAUAUUCUUUCGAUCUCCUGUCUCCGCACCAAACUCUGAAAGCUUCGAAAACAAGGUCUCGCGAGUUUGCAACAACACAAACAGAUUGCUUUAUAAGAAAAAUCCCAGUACUUAACUCAUUCCCAAAUUAUUCUACGGGCUAAUCUCUCUCACCCUUUGCUCCUGCGAAAAUGGGUAUUACUGCUAAAGUUUUCUGUGCUGGAACUGCUGAUACCAAGCUUGACGAGCUCCAUUUUCUGUCCCAGUCAGUUGGAUCCUCUCUCACCACCUUUUCUAAUAGCUCUUCCUCCAAGGUAGAAGUUGUGAUAGUUGAUGUUUCUGCUGGUCAAAAGGAAACUGAGAGUUCGGGUGAUUUCAAGUUUGUGACAAGAAAGGAACUUCUUUUAUGCUAUUCUGAAUCAGUUGGUGGAAACCCAAUUGCGCUUCCUGAUGAUAGAGGUGAAGCUGUUGAUAUUAUGAGCAAAGCCCUUCAACAUUUUAUUAAGAAGGCUCAUGCUGAUGGUGUUCUUGCUGGAGCUAUUGGCCUUGGAGGCUCUGGAGGCACAUCUUUGUUAUCAUCUGCUUUUAGAUCUCUUCCAGUUGGAGUGCCAAAGCUCAUUGUAUCUACUGUAGCUAGUGGUCAAACUGAACCUUAUGUUGGAACAUCGGAUUUGGUAUUGUUUCCAUCGAUUGUGGAUAUCUGUGGGAUUAAUAGUGUUAGUAGAGUUGUGUUAUCAAAUGCUGCUGCUGCUUUUUCUGGUAUGGUAAUUGGAAAGCUUGAGAAGUUCCAGGAAUCUCGUAAUGAAGGUAAAAAAUGCACAGUGGGUAUAACCAUGUUUGGGGUCACAACACCAUGUGUUAAUGUUGUGAAUGAAAGGUUAAAGAAGGAAGGUUAUGAAACCCUCAUUUUCCAUGCCACUGGCGUAGGGGGAAAGACUAUGGAAUCACUGGUUAGAGAAGGAUAUAUACAGGGAGUUUUGGACAUUACAACUACAGAAGUUGCAGAUUAUGUAGUUGGGGGUGUGAUGGCUUGUGACAGUUCUCGUUUUGAUGUUAUUAUAGAGAAGAAGAUCCCUUUGGUCCUCAGUGUCGGAGCCUUAGAUAUGGUGAAUUUUGGAGCUAAAGAUACCAUACCUUCUCAUUUUCAGCAAAGAAAGAUUCACAUCCACAAUGCCCAGGUAUCACUCAUGCGAACCACAGUAGAUGAGAACAAAAAAUUUGCUGCCUUUAUAGCUGAUAAACUCAACAAGUCUUCAUCAAAGAUUGUUGUUUGCCUUCCACAAAAGGGUGUUUCAGCAUUGGAUGCUUCAGAGAAGCCCUUCUAUGAUCCUGAGGCUACUGGUACUCUUUUAAAUGAACUGCAGAGACUUAUUCAGAUUAGUGAAGACUGCCAGGUAAAGACGUAUCCUUACCAUAUCAAUGACCCUGAGUUUGCGAAAGCAUUGGUCGAAUCAUUUAUGGAGAUCUGUUCAAAGAAUCCUACAGACUCUAGUCUUCCCCAGGUUGCUUCUUGUGAGUCCAGCCAGGACCUUCAAAAGGGUCAUGACUACAGUAUGAACUCAUCGAGCUCUGGGACCCUUACCUAUAGCCCAAGCAACUUCCCUGAUGCAAGACCAGAAACUUUACAAAGAACCCAGGGAAUAUUGCAGCAACUCAGAGAUCAAAUAUCUAAAGGACUAACUAUAGUCGGAGCUGGUGCAGGGACUGGAAUAUCUGCAAAAUUUGAGGAGGCUGGUGGUGUUGAUUUGAUAGUUUUGUACAAUUCAGGACGCUUUCGUAUGGCUGGAAGGGGUUCUUUGGCGGGACUAUUGCCAUUUGCUGAUGCAAAUGCGAUAGUCCUUGAGAUGGCGAAUGAAGUACUGCCAGUGGUAAAGGCAGUGCCUGUUCUCGCUGGAGUAUGUGGAACUGAUCCUUUUCGGCGAAUGGAUUACUUCCUAAAGCAAUUGGAAUCAAUUGGGUUCUCUGGAGUACAAAAUUUUCCAACUGUUGGAUUAUUUGAUGGUAACUUUAGGCAAAAUCUGGAAGAGACUGGAAUGGGAUAUGGGCUGGAGGUUCAAAUGAUUGCAAAAGCACAUAAAAUGGGAUUCUUGACAACUCCGUAUGCUUUCAACACUAACGAAGCUGUGGAAAUGGCAAAAGCGGGUGCCGAUAUAAUAGUAGCCCAUAUGGGACUCACUACAUCUGGAUCUAUAGGUGCCAAAACAGCUGUCUCAUUGGAAGAAAGUGUUCUUCGUGUUCAAGCUAUUGCCGAUGCUGCUCAUGCCAUCAAUCCUAAUGUCAUCGUGUUGUGUCAUGGAGGUCCGAUAUUCGGUCCUUCAGAAGCAGAGUUCAUAUUGAAAAGAACAAAGGGAGUUCAUGGGUUUUACGGUGCAUCGAGCAUGGAGAGGCUACCGGUUGAACAAGCUAUUACGAGUACCGUUCAGCAGUACAAAUCAAUAUCCAUCAAGUGAACUUCGAACAGCUGUUAUUAAUACCCCAUGAUUGAGAUGAAAUAGAAAUAAUUCAAAUAAUACGCGAGAAUAAUGACGAUUUAGUCGAUGUAUAAUGAUGUAAACUUUUCGGCUCAUUGUUCAUAUACUUGAUAAGAACUGAGGCUGUGAGGCAUGUUAUGGCUUUAUCAAAUAAUGCUUACUGACAUAACUACUUUGUUGAAA